AUGUCCGCGCGCGCCAACGCGCCAACGCGUGCGCCAACGCGCGCGCAUCGCCGCGCGCCCCGACCUCGCGCGACGUCGUCUCCAUCGUCGUCGUCCAUCGCGUACGCCGACGUCGUGCGAGAGCGCGUCGACGCCUUACUCGCGACGCGCGCGCAGAAACAGAAACAGCUCCUCGUCGCUGUCGCCGGACCACCCGGCGGGGGCAAGUCCACGCUCGCCGAGGCCGUGCGCGACGCGUACAACGCACGGCGCGGUCGUCCCGACGCGUGCGUCGUCGUUCCAAUGGAUGGGUUUCACUACUCGCUCGAAGAGUUGGACGCGCGGCCGGACGCGCUCGAGUUGCGAAGACGCCGAGGCGCGCCUUGGACGUUCGACGCGCACGCGUUCGCGAAGUGCGUCAGGGAACUGCGAGAGAGAGGUUUUGGAGACGUCCCGACGUUCGAUCACGCCACGCACGAUCCCGAGCCCGGUGGAUUACGAGUGGUAUUGGCGAACGAGGUGUUACUCGUGGAGGGUAACUACGUGUUGCUUCCGGAGUCGCCGUGGGGGGAUUUGGUGCGAGACGGGACGUACGACGAGACGUGGUUCGUCGAUACAGAUUUAGAGGAGGCAAAGCGUAGGGUGAUAGAGCGACACAUGCGAGUGGGGCGAUCGGAGGCGGAGGCGAGAGAUCGGGCGGAGACGAAUGACGGGCUGAACGCGGCGCUCGUCAUCGAACAGUCCAGAGGUUUGGCGGACGUCUUGAUCCCGUGCGUACGGAUGUGA
Ostreococcus tauri is the source of this 765-nucleotide messenger RNA. RefSeq names its product P-loop containing nucleoside triphosphate hydrolase. Bases 1 to 765 code for a protein of 254 amino acids. NCBI's taxonomy places the organism in Eukaryota, Viridiplantae, Chlorophyta, Mamiellophyceae, Mamiellales, Bathycoccaceae. Gene Ontology annotation, molecular function: kinase activity; ATP binding. Gene Ontology annotation, cellular component: cytoplasm. The record is from RefSeq and is a predicted model, not a curated record. The transcript has a single exon.